UACAACAAUUAGCGAUACGUAAUCAGUAGGUACCUAAUCGCUAAUUCAAAGGAGCCAGUUUACGAUUGUCAACUAUUUAAGCAGUUUGUAAAAUGGCGGAGAAAAUAAAGAAGAAACCAGCUCUGUUCUCUCUGAAGAGCUUUAGGAGUGUGAAAGAUGGUAAUGUGAGCCCUAAGACUCCGUCUACACCUAAUGGACAGGAUGUGAAGUUUUUUUCAUCGAAUUCAAACAAAUAUGCGCAAAAUCUGGAGCCCCGGCCUCGAGCGGCAUCAGCAGCAGGGAUCAAGGAGUUGGUCCAAUGCUCGCUAUGCCUGGAGGUGCUCCACAAUCCGAAGAUGCUGCCGUGCCAGCACACUUUCUGCAUGGCUUGCUUGGCAGUGUAUGCUGGAAAUUCACCUAUCUUAGAGUGCCCAAUCUGCCGGACAAAAAUUCACGUCACCAGCCCUAACUUCAUCAAUGACCUUCCUUCCAACCUGUACAUAGACUCGUUGCUUCAACUAGUCGGAAUAAGCAAUGGAAGUGAAAAGGCUGUCACUCCGCCACAAACGCCUAUGGUACCAGGAAUGCAGAGUGUGGAACUGUACGCAGCUGGAGUGAGGUGUUUUCAGUGUCAGACUAUGUGUGAUAGCGUUGAUACCACCGCGUGUGAGCACUGCAAGCUGAAUUUCUGCCGUGUCUGUUGGUCUCAGCAUUUGGAUGACAUGCGGACCCAAGUUGAAUCUAUUCUCAAGCAGCUGGAAGCGGCUUCUGAAAGGAUGGAACAUAAAGUGGAAUAUUACAAGGACCGCUGUGAACGCGUAACUGAACAAAUAGUCAUCACUGCGGACGAAAAAAUAGAUGCGAUCAUCGAAAGUAAAGACAAGUUACUCAAGGAAGCUUCAGAACUUCAAAAAUGUGGGGAAAUGUCAGCUUUAGCUCUUAAGAGCUCUUUGAGGGAGGCCCGGGAAGUAGCGAAGAGAACUAUGUCACUAAAGGAGCAUGUCGAGGAAAAAACGAAGGUAACCACCUACAUGAACCUGCACCAUAAUGCCGUCCAGCUUCUGUCUGACGUUUCCAAAUGGGACUCAGAGCGAUUCGUUUUCGACAAGGAGAACUUCCGCAUAGAAAUGGAUUCGGCUACUCCGCUGGAAGCUGAGUCUGAUGACCCGGUGCCCACGGCUGGUCGGCAGAACGAUCCGUUGGAAAGUGAAGAGAGCUUGGUGUUACAUUACAGAUCCCGUAACUUCACCCCCCACUACGUCUGGCGUAAAACCGCGCGUCCCUGCGGCGUGGGCAUCAGUCCAUGGAACAACCAUCUUUACGUGUGUGGCAUGGAUACCCAUAGCGUGUUAGUUGUGGAACGAACCCAGGCCAAGAUAGUCACCAGGCUGACGUGUGAAGAAAUGUUGUGCCCGGUGCAUAUUGCCUUUAUGAAGAGCUUGGGAGAAAUUUAUGUCACAGACAAAUGGAAGCACUGUGUCCAUGUGUUCACGAAAGAGGGAGAAUACGCCCGCUCCAUCGGUCAGAAGGGCAGUCGGGUUGGCAUGUUCCGGUCUCCUGAAGGCAUUGCAGCCGACAACGCCAGUCAGCUGCUAUAUGUGGUGGACACUGGAAACGAUCGAGUUCAGAUCCUGCAACCCGACGGAAAAUUCGUCGAUCAAAUCGGCGUCACGACCAAGCUCCAAACUGUCUACACGACCAAAAACUUGGAGACGAAAGAAGUUACAGUCACAGAGUUGAACGCACCAACUAGCGUCGCUGUCACCAGCGACCGAGUUGUCGUACUAGACAGCGGGAAUAAACGAGUCAAAGUUUAUAAUAAAGCUGAUAAGAGUAAGAUCAAAGAAUUCGGUUCAGUCGGGCAAAGGAAAGGGCAAUUCCGACAGCCUGAAGUCUUAGCUGUGGAUCCUAUGGGUUUCAUUCUUGUAGGGGACUCUGGGAACUGUAGAGUGCAGGUGUUUAAGCAGAAUGGUCAGCUGGUGAGGGCUUUUGGUGGAUUGGGUACGGAUGCGGGGAAGUUCGGAUGGAUUUCUGGGAUCACAGUUAGUAAACAGUUGGAUAUUAUCGUUAGUGAUACGAAGAAUCAUAGCGUCAAUUUUAUUUAACUCUAGCGCUGUUGUAGCGUAUAUAUUCACGAUGCCAACAAUGCGAUACUAAUAUCAGAUUAUUCAGAUUUGUAGGUAUACUCACUCCGCUCAGAAAUUCUACAAAGGAAGAGAUUCACUUCUUCUGCUCUGCCGAGAAUGUAAGUGAUGUUGAUUGAUGAGAUUGUAAAUGAUGAUCUUGAAACGCCACCGAAACGCCUCAGAAAUGUAGUCUGGCUCUGUCGCGCCAAUACGCAAGAGCAAUAGAGAUAGAUAGCUACGAAAGAGAUAUUAUCGUGAGCGUUUCGUAAGCGUUUGUGCAUUCGGCUGCCCACACUGGUACGACGGUCUUUUCCACAUUGAACUUACAUAAUACUCAUUAUUGUGCUCCCAGCCUACAUGAGAAGGAGGCAACUAGUUGCUAAAGUGAGAUAGCGAUAUCUCACCGUCAUAGAUAGUUUUUGUUGUAGGAUUGAAGUAAAAACUUGCCUUGUGUAUAACAAUUUUUAUUUCAUAUGGAAACGUGUAGAUACAGAAAAUAAAUUUGCAUUAAUCUUAAAAAUAAUGUUUAAUAAGUGGGAUUGGAUGCAUUUAGUAAAUGAUAUUUUGAUGUUGGUCAUAGAAAAAAUAAUAUUUUUACUUACUAUCAAUUAAUACAAAAUUGACUAAAAGAACUAUUACCACUAAAAAGACUUAAAAUAGAUGCACUGAGAAACAAAAUCACAGAGAUUCGACUUACAAUUAAAUUAUCUAUAAUUUAGGCCCUAGGGCUUAAACGAUAUAUUUUUAACGUGACUAAUGUUAUAUAAUUCUACUAUAAUAAUAUUUGAGGGUACUUCCAGAUAUACCAGAGUCAAAAUUAUGUAUUUGUCGAAGAAGAAGUAAUAAUCAAACAGCAUUAGGCUGCCUUCCCACUCAAGCAGAAGUUAGAUUAAUUUCCCACAUGUCUGCUUCGUGUAAGUAGAAAGGUAGUCUUAUGUGCGUCUUACUAGCCGGUAUUAGGGUGAAAGAGAGAUCCGAUAUAUCUGCUUCAUAGAUGGUUUUGAUACUGGUAUAUUUCCAUGCUUAGAAAUCAUACAUAGCAUGUCUAACCCAUGGAACCAUGUAUAAUAUAAUAUGGAAGUACCCUCAAUAACGGGGCGUCCAUAUUGAAUCUGUAUUCUAACCUAAAAAUUGACCACAAGGAAUGUAUUCAAUAGCCAACUUUAGUAGCUGUAUGUGACAAUAUGGCGCCUCGUUAGAUAAAUUAUGAUUGGACGACACUUCUACAAUUCCGAUUCGUGUAAAUAUCUAAGGGUUUGCAACAUGGUUUGCCUAAUAGCAAGACAGGUUUAGAUCCGUAACAGACGGGCGUACCGAACCAGACCCACACAGGUGGCUUCAGAACGCCUGUUAGACCGAGUUGAAGGUCCAGCGUAUCCUGUACUGUAUCGUAUACGCGUGUUAAGCACGCAACUACGAGGACAUAGUUUGUCCGGUACGAGUGUCUGUUAUGUUUUAGAGAAUUAAUGGACAGACGUAAAGAUAAUUGAAUCUGUCUUAUUUUAGUUGAUAUCUUAACUUCUGUAAAAUAUAAACGUAUAAAUGUAAAAAUCGGACACCUGUAUAGCUAUACAGCAAACCAUGUGACCUCUAACAUUUAGAACUAAUAAAAUAUGAUAUAUAAUACAAAUUGUAUUUUAUUUUACUAACAGAUCUAUACAAAUACGAGACAAGUUACGGCAGAUACUUGCAAUACACGAGUGUUUAAAAAUAGGGCAACUCUUCUAUCUUUAUUUAAACCGAAAAAAUAUCAUAGCCAAUUUUAACCUAUGAAGGUCGUAACAAAAAAAUAUUUCGGAUCAAUUAAAAAUCCACAGAACUUGUAACAUCUUAGGUGUAGGUAUAAGUACCUACUAUAUUGACUUUAGUAUAAGCAUGACGGUAGGGCGAGUUUAUACAUCAGUGUGUCAGGAAAAUAAUAAGAUAACUAUUAUUUAAAACCAUCAUGUCUUUUCUCACACACGAUGUUGUAUGUGACAGUCAGACAGUGUGGGGCCACUAUAAUGGCUACACCACACUUUUAUGCACACGUGUGACCAAGGUCUUAGUUUUUCUAUUAUGACGAGAUUACAUUUUCUCUACUUAAUUAGUCAAACUCUUACAUGCUUACAAAAGUACAAACGCACUUUGGACUAUUUACAACGACUUAUUUUACGCAUAUUGGCUCCAUAGGUCUGAAAAAUUUCAGAAAAAUCGACCAAAUUUGAUUUUGAACUACGAGUAUGAACACGUCUUGCAAUUCUUCGCAAAAUUUAGGGCUGUCGCACACGCGCGUUUUUAAAGCGCUACCGUUUACAUUGGCUCUAAAUAUUUCAUGUUAACCGCUGAUCUUAUCUGCUUUGCAUUCUUAUGCAGCAAAAAGAUAUCAAGAUUUUUCCGCGGUACUUUCACAGAGUUAUAAACUGUGGGCAACUUCCGACUUUAGAUGUAUAAUAGAUUCAUCUUGUUUUAAUAAAUUGCACGAUUAUGCGAAUAUGUAGGACCUUGGGGUCUAGCCAAUACAAUAGUUCUACGAAAAACGCUCAAAUCAAAACCUAUAUGCACCGUAGAAUCAUAUUCAUAUAUUUAUAUUGAUAUAUAAAUAUCAGGUGAAUAUUUCCAUACAAUGUUUAAGUUACAAUUACAGUUGCUUAACGACUGUGAUUGUUAUAUUGGAUAGACUCCCUUAAACGUUAUCUGCAUACAAAAAACCCACAGUUCAUUAAUAUCAUAUGAAAUUGUUGUAUGGUUUCAUAUAAAAUAAUAAAAAAUAAUUAGAAUUCUUCACUCGUAAACAUUUGGUUAGCUAUGCCGUCAUGCAUGAAACUCUUAAAGCAUUCUACACGUAAUCAAACCACUAAGCGUUCA
This is a messenger RNA of Leguminivora glycinivorella, 4952 nucleotides long. RefSeq names its product tripartite motif-containing protein 2-like. Lineage: Eukaryota; Metazoa; Arthropoda; Insecta; Lepidoptera; Tortricidae. The coding region runs from base 93 to 2084 and encodes 663 amino acids. The transcript is spliced from 9 exons. The record is from RefSeq and is a predicted model, not a curated record. Gene Ontology annotation, biological process: proteasome-mediated ubiquitin-dependent protein catabolic process; protein polyubiquitination. Gene Ontology annotation, molecular function: protein binding; ubiquitin protein ligase activity.